AUGGACGCAGAAGACAGAACGCCCAGGACGAACCGACUGACCGCACUCCAAGAGCAGCUGGUUUGGGCCUUGUUGGGGUCUGGACUGUCCCGGGACGUCUUGAUCCAAGCCAUGGGGGAGCUGGAGCGGGAUAGGUUCAGCAAUGGAGCUGAGAAGGCAGACAGGGGCGAUGGGGAGAGCUCAGAGGAGGGAGAAAUGGACUACCCGCCGCCUAUUUACAGAGAGCUGGACAAAUUGGAUCCAGAAGAAGCUGCCAAGCUAAGGGCUGAAGUUGACCGGCUUUUGCAAGAGGAUCCAUGGCAUGUUGCAAAAAUGGUCAAAAGUUACAUGCAGCAGCACAACCUCCCACAGCGGGAGGUGGUGGAGUCCACGGGCCUGAACCAGUCCCACCUCUCCCAACACCUCAACAAAGGCACACCCAUGAAGAACCAGAAGAGAGCCUCGCUGUACAGCUGGUACGUCAAGAAGCAGUGCGAGAUCAGCCAACAGUUCACCAAUGCCAAACAUGGGCUGGCCUCUAUGGACGAACAAGGCGGCGAGGAGAUCAAGAAAGGUCGCAGGAACAGAUUCAAAUGGGGUCCGGCCUCACUGCAGAUCCUGUUCCAUGCCUACGAGCGGCAGAAGAACCCCAGCAAAGAGGAGAGAGAGGGCUUAGUGGAGGAAUGCAACAGGGCAGAGUGCCUGCAGAGGGGCGUGUCUCCGUCCCAGCUGGCCGGUCUGGGCUCUAACCUGGUCACUGAGGUGCGGGUUUACAACUGGUUUGCCAAUCGCCGCAAAGAGGAAGCUUUCCGCCAUAAACUGGCAUUGGACACUCCCUACAGCAACCCCUCUGCAAACACAGCCCUCCCUCCCAGCCCAGAGCAUGGUUUGAAGUACAGCCAGCAGAUCUGUGACAGUCUGGGCUCAGUGAGGGGAACAGCAGCAGAGCGAGUGGGACGGAUAGUGGUGAGUCCAGUCCCACUGGAGCCCAGCCACACGCUCCUCGAAAACCACAACGGCAAAACGGUCUCAAGUUGCGGAUCGCUGCCCCCUGUCAGCACCCUCACGUCACUGCACAGUCUGUCCUCUUCCUCCCAGGGGCUCAUCAUGGCCUCUCUGCCCAGCGUCAUGAGCCUGGGGGAGUCCUCUCUACUCAUAGGUCUAACCUCCACACAACCCCAGACCGUACCUGUGAUAAACAACAUGGGGAGCGGCUUCACCACUCUGCAGCCCAUCUCCUUCCAGCAGCAGCUCCAUGGCUCCACACAGACCCCUCUCACGCAGCAUCUACAGAGUCAUAUGGGAGCCAGUCCAUUUAUGACCACCAUGGCUCCGCUACCCUGCCACAUGUACAAAUCAGACUCACCCCAGUACCAUUCGUCCAAUCUGCUGUCCCAGGCCAUGGUCAUCACUGACAGCAGCAGCCUGGGCACACUCACCAGCCUUGCAGCGGUGAGACAGAUACUUACAUCUGAUCCAGACGAUGACACCGACACCCCUUUAGAGGAAGAAUCUUUACAUCUUCAGCCUCACACACCUGUACCAGCCUCUUCUGAAAGCCUGGAGUUGUAUUCGUCCUCCCAGUCACCUACAGACAUAAGCUCCUACAUGCCUUCACAGCUGGUGUCCACUGCACAGUGA
Knipowitschia caucasica is the source of this 1620-nucleotide messenger RNA. The record is from the annotation of a GenBank genome assembly. Lineage: Eukaryota; Metazoa; Chordata; Actinopteri; Gobiiformes; Gobiidae.